UAGAUGGCAGCAUAUGAGCAACGAUUUAGGUUAGGUUGUUCGCCUAGGAAAAAACGGUACUUCAUUAGCAGUUCAAUUUUUCCUCCGGUUCGAUUUUUUUGUAGUUGUCGGUGGAUUUCAAUCGGUGCUGAAGUAAUUGGUGACAGUUGAAAAAUGCUGAUAAAAGUGAAGACUCUCACGGGAAAGGAGAUUGAGAUAGACAUAGAACCCACAGACAAGGUAGAGAGGAUUAAAGAGAGAGUGGAGGAGAAAGAGGGAAUACCACCGCAGCAGCAGCGAUUAAUAUUUUCUGGCAAACAAAUGAACGAUGAGAAGACGGCACAGGAUUACAAAGUUCAAGGCGGUUCAGUGUUGCAUUUGGUGCUUGCAUUGAGAGGAGGUUACACAUAUGACAUUCCUCAUUUAUAAACCAUUGAUGAAAGAUAUUAAGGAAUUGUGGAAGCUAACGAGAGAAGGAAAAAGUGAAGAAUAAUGUUUACGGACUGACUUAUGCGCAUCUUACGCUCCCAAGGAGUGAUCUAUGUUAUUCUAUAUGAUGUAGAAUAACGCAGAGAAUCCCUACACAUUUAAAAACUUAAAUAAAUAUUUAAUAAAGUAAUUUAGUCAUGAAUGAUAAGUGUAUUUCAUAUAAAUAUAAAAUAAUCUUUCUCAUGUGAUGGACACAAUAUGCGAUUCUCGUUCUUAUUCUCCUAUUAUUCUUAUAUCACUCACGAUAUGAUCUUACGAAUUAUUUUAGAAUGCUGAUACAAGAUAAUGCGAUGCACAAUCUCAGAUUGGCAUGUAGCGUUAAAAAUAAUUUUAAUCUUAAAAAGACGACAGGAGGGGAAACAUUAAUGUAAUCUAUUGUUAAUACAGUAUAAUAAUGAAUAUACAAAGUACAGCAAGUGAUAUAAAGGAGACUCUAGAAGCAAAUCACAGUGCAUCAAAGUAAAAAGUAAAAAGCAGUAAUUUGUGUCGUUGAAUUUAGAAACUUAUAAUUUCGCAAGAAAUGAUUCCGGUACGAGAAAAAUACGCGAGACCCGACCCGAAUAUUGUAGCGUUUAAACUAAAACCCACUCUUUUUACGAUUAAUAAAUAUUCUGUAUG
This is a messenger RNA of Ooceraea biroi (clonal raider ant), 1086 nucleotides long. It is a transcript of the gene Nedd8, whose product is annotated as Nedd8 ubiquitin like modifier. Gene Ontology annotation, molecular function: protein binding. Lineage: Eukaryota; Metazoa; Arthropoda; Insecta; Hymenoptera; Formicidae. The record is from RefSeq and is a predicted model, not a curated record.